Cyclopterus lumpus (lumpfish) is the source of this 1165-nucleotide messenger RNA. RefSeq names its product alkB homolog 6 (gene alkbh6). The coding region runs from base 50 to 799 and encodes 249 amino acids. NCBI's taxonomy places the organism in Eukaryota, Metazoa, Chordata, Actinopteri, Perciformes, Cyclopteridae. The transcript is spliced from 2 exons. The record is from RefSeq and is a predicted model, not a curated record.
GCACCAGGAUGUAACGUUAAGCAUGGAGUCGAGUGACUGACUGGGCUUGAUGACCAACAACGGUAUUUUCAUUAGUGUCGAAGGAGGAGGCAUGGAACACCCAGCUUGUAUUGUGGAGGACUUGAAGCAGUUUGUGGUAAACGACGCCCCGCCAACAGUGUAUUACAUCCCAGAUUUCAUAUCGGAAGACGAGGAGUCUUAUCUUCAACAGCAGGUGUACAAGUCCCCCAAAACUAAAUGGACUCAGCUGUCAGGCAGAAGGCUUCAGAACUGGGGAGGGUUACCGCACCCCAGGGGCAUGCUGGCGGAAAAGAUGCCCGACUGGCUCCGGACGUACUGCGAGAAGAUUUCCUCUCUCGGUGCGUUCGGUGGGAAAACCGCCAAUCACGUGUUGGUGAAUGAGUAUAAAGAAGGGGAAGGGAUCAUGCCUCAUGAAGACGGCCCUCUGUACCACCCUACCGUCACCACCGUCAGCCUGGGCUCUCACACCCUCCUGGACUUCUACGCGCCGGUCGGCGUCCAGGAGGGCGACGCGUCGCCCCAGACGGAGGAGAACCGCUUCCUCUUGUCCCUGCUGGUGAAGCCUCGAAGUCUCCUGAUCCUCCAGGAGGAAAUGUACCGGCGACUCCUUCACGGCAUCCGGCCUCGCAGCCACGACACGCUGACGGACACGGUGGCGAACCUGUCCGCCGCCGGGGCCGUGCCGGGAGAGACGCUGGCCCGAGGCACCAGAGUGUCACUGACCAUACGGCAUGUGCCCAAAGUCAUGAAGACAACGCUUGUGCUGGGGAGGAAGUGAAGAGCACGAUGGCCUGAUCGUUUGUCUUGGUUCCACGUGCUACAUCUGUCUCCCCCAGGCUGCUUUGUGAGGUGCAUUUCACCCGUAAUCCAUCACUUCUAGCUUGGUUAAAUAUCUGUGGUGCCUCAAGUGACUUUUUUUUGUGGACAUUAUCAAAGACGACAAUACCGAGAGGGUGGCAACUUGAAAUUGUGUCAACCGUGGUUUCAUUCUCAAAAUGCAUUUUAAGGGAGUACGUGUGGGAUCUGUGUCGCAAACGUCUACAGAGGAAGAAUGGUUUCUUUAGGAUGUGUGUUAGUAAUUGAUGAAUGACUGUAAUCAUUAUUCAGUUGAUUCGUUAAAUACAUAAAAAUGGAUCUAAAAUCA